UUUUGCAGCAGAAACUAGGAAGUCACCGGCGGAGUCGGCAGGAGGAAGAGUGUUGAUGUGACACCGUCAGCUGCGCGAAGACGGUGGCAUGCCGGCGGGUGUCGGUGUAGAGGCUCUCGGAAGGGACGGAUUUCGCUGUGACCCCGCGGGGAAGCUCUGAGGGGACGGUUGUCGGGGUGGCACUGGAGCACGCUGAAGGAGCUGGCGGAACCGGGUGGCCAUGGGGAUGUGGGCAUCGCUGGACGCGAUGUGGGAGAUGCCGGCCGACAAGCGUAUCUUCGGGGCCGUGCUGCUCUUCUCCUGGACGGUGUAUCUUUGGGAGACCUUCCUAGCACAGCGGCAGAGAAGGAUAUAUAAAACAACAACUCAUGUACCGCCAGAGUUAGGACAGAUUAUGGAUUCUGAAACAUUUGAGAAAUCUCGACUGUAUCAACUGGAUAAAAGUACUUUCAGCUUCUGGUCAGGACUCUAUUCAGAGAUUGAAGGCACACUUAUUCUUCUCUUUGGAGGAAUACCUUAUCUCUGGAGACUUUCUGGAUGGUUAUGUGGUUAUGCUAGCUUUGGGCCAGAAUAUGAGAUCACUCAGUCCUUGGUGUUUCUGCUGUUAGCUACACUUUUCAGUGCAUUGACUGGCUUGCCUUGGAGUCUUUAUAAUACUUUUGUGAUAGAAGAAAAACAUGGUUUCAAUCAACAGACUUUGGGGUUCUUCAUGAAAGAUGCAAUCAAGAAAUUUAUUGUGACUCAGUGUAUUUUAUUGCCUGUGUCUUCACUUCUACUUUACAUUAUUAAAAUUGGAGGUGACUAUUUUUUUAUUUAUGCCUGGCUGUUCACAUUAGUUGUGUCUCUGGUUCUUGUCACAAUCUAUGCUGAUUAUAUCGCCCCUUUAUUUGACAAAUUCACACCUUUGCCAGAGGGAACGCUUAAACAAGAAAUUGAAGUAAUGGCAAGGAGUAUUGACUUUCCUUUGACUAAAGUGUAUGUUGUUGAAGGAUCUAAACGCUCUUCCCACAGCAAUGCUUAUUUUUAUGGCUUCUUCAAGAACAAGCGAAUAGUUUUAUUUGACACUCUACUAGAAGAGUACUCUGUACUAAACAAAGACAUCCAGGAGGAUUCUGGCAUGGAACCCCGCAAUGAUGAAGAAGGGGAGAGUGAAGAAAUAAAAGCUAAAGUUAAAAAUAAGAAACAAGGAUGUAAAAAUGAGGAGGUGCUUGCUGUUCUAGGCCAUGAACUGGGACAUUGGAAAUUAGGACACACAGUCAAAAAUAUCAUUAUUAGCCAGAUGAAUUCUUUCCUGUGUUUUUUCUUAUUUGCUGUAUUAAUUGGUCAAAAGGAGCUUUUUGCUGCAUUUGGUUUUUAUGACAGCCAACCCACUCUAAUUGGACUAUUGAUCAUCUUCCAGUUUAUUUUUUCACCUUACAAUGAGGUUCUUUCUUUUUGCCUGACAGUCCUAAGUCGCAGAUUUGAGUUUCAAGCUGAUGCAUUUGCCAAGAAACUCGGGAAGGCUAAAGACUUAUAUUCUGCUUUAAUCAAACUUAACAAAGAUAACUUGGGAUUCCCUGUCUCUGACUGGUUGUUUUCAAUGUGGCAUUAUUCUCAUCCUCCGCUUUUAGAGAGACUUCAAGCUUUGAAAAGUACAAAACAAGACUGAGAUGCUCGAGGUUUAUGACUGAAGACAUUUCUGAUUAUUUCUGUCCUGGCAGCAUGUUCCAGCUCUUGAUGUUCUUAAAAAUUUUUUUUAAAGAAAAAUUAUUAAGUACAGAAAAGAAUAGAUUUAAAUACAUUUAAUAUCUCAUUUCAAAAAUGAUUUUAAUAAUCCACUUCUUAAAGAAAACACUGGAUUGAAUUUUGAUGCUUACUGUUUUUAAAGGCAUAGUUUUCUCUUAUGACACCUAAUGUCUCUUUUACAUCUAAUUUACCAUCAACUUGUAAAAUUAUUUCAGAAAAUACAGAACUUGUUUUAUUUAUAUAUGUAUGUGGAAUCUACAUAUAAGGUGUUUGGGGGCAUACGUUUAAAAGGGAGAAUUCCACCUCUUAUUCCUUUCUGUGAGGCAGAAACGGUGGUCCCGAAUCAUUGUACUCAUACUUAAGUUGAAAUUUGCUUUUACUUUCAUCCAGUUAUGAUUUAACCUGGCCAAUCAGUGUUUUAAAUAAGAAAGAAAGAUAAUAGUUGGUAAGGCUAAUGUUACUUAAAUGAAAGUAGUUAGAACUAUGCGCUCCUGUUCUACCAAAUUUUGAAUUUCUGUUUCCUCUCUUGCCACACACUGAUCAAGAAUUUCUAAUAGCGCUUUGAAAUGAGAAAUUAUAUAUAGAAUGUUUUAAAUAAUUAAUUUUGUUUUUAUUUUUAAGAAAAUCUCAGUCUUUAUCUUUCCACCUGGUAGAAUGGUCCUGUUAGGAUCAAAUUGUAGCUUUUUCUCAUUCGUUCAGUAAAUAAUGCAUCUUUUCACUUAGCAGAGUUGGCCAUAUUGAACAGGCUUUACUAUGUUAAAAGAGGCAGAACAUGAAAGAAGAAGAAUGACAUCCUAAGAGACAUAGGGUGAAAUAUUGGUGUUUCUCUUAUGAUAUUACCAGAAAAAAUAUAGUUUUUUAUCUCUUUCAAGGACAGAAAAGUUUUAGUUUUUAUUUUUGUAAUUUUUAUCAGGAAGUCAUAAGAACUAUUUAAUCAGGCCUGAUUCCACUUUUGAAAAUUAUAGUUCUUGAUAUGCAAAUAAUGUUUACUUCCAAAAUAGAUAUCAGGCAAGGUUUCCAGUUUUAAACACCGUCUGUUUGACUGCUUCAUAUCUCUGUUCACUUUCUGAAUGAGAACUUAUUUUGUGCCUGGAGCUCCCACUCACUGAUAAUGUUUACCUUCUGGGCAUUUAUCCCAAAGUGGCAUCUACUGUGCACCUUUGGUAUGUGGCCAUAAACUCUUGCUCCGCUGACACUGGGUGGUAUCUUCACAUGAAGGUGUAAUAAAAUAAAAAUCUAGUUUUGCACUGCAUUAUUUAUUUUCCUAAGCUGAAGAGGAGCAGUCCUGUGAUUUCUAUCCACCAUCCUUUGUCUGUGAUUUCAUGCUCUGAUAACUGCCUUUCCUUCCUUCUGUGCCUUUAAAUACAAAUUUCAGUUCUGCACAAGUGAAACAUUAAAAAUUGCCAAUGCAGAU
Messenger RNA from Carlito syrichta (Philippine tarsier), 3139 nucleotides. RefSeq names its product zinc metallopeptidase STE24 (gene ZMPSTE24). The record is from RefSeq and is a predicted model, not a curated record. Lineage: Eukaryota; Metazoa; Chordata; Mammalia; Primates; Tarsiidae. The transcript has 10 exons. Gene Ontology annotation, molecular function: metalloendopeptidase activity. Gene Ontology annotation, biological process: CAAX-box protein processing. The coding region runs from base 221 to 1648 and encodes 475 amino acids. Gene Ontology annotation, cellular component: endoplasmic reticulum membrane.